AUGUCUUCCACAAACAACCCCCUAACAACAUCCAUCACCACCACCGAAGCCGAACAAAUCGCCUCUCUGCACCUCAUAGCAGACAGCAUCGCCCAGCAGCGCCAACUCGCCGCCCGCUCCAUGCUCACCCACCCGGCCAUGCUCUCCUGCCUUACCUUCUCCCUCGUCAUAACCUACUUCUUCACUCGCGCACUCAGCACCAACACCACCGGAGGAGACAAUACCUGGCCCUUCCUGCUACUGAUCACCUGGCCCGCCUGCAUCAUGGUGUAUCUCCUCGCCGCGGCACACACGACACACCCGUACCUCGAGAAAGCAGGCCGUACGGGGACCUGGGUGUGGUUAUGGAGGGGAGGGACGAGGUAUAAGCAUCGGCGGAGAGAGCGAUCACCUUCACCAUCUCGAUCGUUGUCUUCUACAUCUAAAGUGGGAGAUGAUGCCCGCGUGCGGAACGAUCACCACAAUGCAGAAAAACACGAAGAAGACGAGAAGAAAGAAGGAGAUAUUAUGCUCGUAACGAAAUACCAAAACCGGGUGAUCGGCACGCUCGUCCUGCGGAUCAUAUACACAGAGGAAGAACUCUGGGGCCAUGUGCGGGAUGCGGUGGUACGGGAACAGCUUUACCAUGUCAUCCGAGCAUGGACUGUGCAGCAACAUCUUCGGGGGAUCGGGGUGGGGAGGAAUCUAUUGGAGAAUGCGGUUCGGAUUUGUCGGGAACGGGGGGUGAAAGGGCCUGUGUUUUCGGAUUGUCAUGCGAAUGAGGUGCUCGGGUUGCCGGUGGUGUGUAAUGGGGAGUUGGUGAGGAGGGAGAGGUGGGCGAGGGAGGUGUUGGAGAGGGUGAAGAGGGAGGUUGAUGAUGCAGUGAGCCAAAAAAUCAAAAUGUCCACCACAACCGCCACAGCCACCACCUCCGCCAGCACCUGCACCUCCACAGGCAACCUGUACGUCCUCCCCGUGCAAGAUGCCGCCUGCGCGCUCCCCAACACCAACAACGCGAGCGCCAUCAUGGACAAAUGCUGUUCGCCCGCCAGCCCAACCAAGUACGACAACGACUGCGGAAUCUACUGUCUGGCCCAAGGUCAAGACGUGAAGGAGCUUCUCUCCUGCAUUCAGUCCAACGGGGCGGUCGAGGACCCCUUCUGCUCCGGUAACUUGACUGCGACGGCGACGGCGAGCGUGACGGGCACGAAGGCUACGGGGUCUUCUACGAAGACGGGGACGAGUACGGGCAGUGCGGCGAGUGAGACGGGGUCGUCUGCCGCUGUGCCGAUGAAGCAGGUUGGGGUUAGUAAGGUUGGGUUGGGCAUGUUGGGGAUGGUGCUGUGUGGGGCUGUUUUGGGGGGGUUUUAA
Aspergillus costaricaensis CBS 115574 is the source of this 1350-nucleotide messenger RNA. RefSeq names its product GNAT family N-acetyltransferase. Lineage: Eukaryota; Fungi; Ascomycota; Eurotiomycetes; Eurotiales; Aspergillaceae. Bases 1 to 1350 code for a protein of 449 amino acids. Gene Ontology annotation, molecular function: acyltransferase activity, transferring groups other than amino-acyl groups. The record is from RefSeq and is a predicted model, not a curated record. The transcript is spliced from 3 exons.